Messenger RNA from Ichthyophthirius multifiliis, 435 nucleotides. RefSeq lists its product as hypothetical. Lineage: Eukaryota; Ciliophora; Oligohymenophorea; Hymenostomatida. The transcript has 3 exons. The record is from RefSeq and is a predicted model, not a curated record.
AUGAACUAUAUGGAUAAUGAAUCUCAUAAUUAAGCAUUGGAACUUUUUGAAGAAUUUAAAAAUCCAAAUACAAAUAUGGUAGAUAGUUCUGAAUUUUUAGAAUGUAUAAACGAAUCAUCAGUUUCAGAUAAUUGUAAAUUGUUGAUAAAGAAAUUAUAAAAAAGGAAAGGAUUAAAAUUAGAUUAAAAAUAAUUUAUGGAAUUAUUCGAUUUUGAUUUUGUUACAAAUAGUGAAAAUCUUGAUAUUAUUUGUUAGAGAUUUGAUGAAAUAGGAAAUCAAAAUGGUUAUAUAAGUACACAAGAAUUAAAAGAGGCUUCUAGAAUAUAUAAUUUAGGACUUAGUGAUUAAGAUAUAUAAGUAAUGAUUAAAUAUGGUGGAAAUAAAGAAGAUAUAAUAACAAUAGAUUAAUUAAAAGCUUUAAUUAUUGGUAAAUGA